AAUUUAAAAAUUUGAUUAUUGAUGGAAUCCUAACGUCUUUAACGCUUAACUAUAUCCAAAUUCUUAGUCAUAAUGAAACUAUUUUUCCUGGUGGUGCUGCUACUGCAGCUGCAAAACUGGCCGCUUGCCAACGCCUACAAUUACUGUGACCAUAAUGAAAAUAUAUGUGCACCAUUGAUCCGUAAGCAUUUCAUUUGCAGCUUGGAGGCAGAGCUGCCACCAUUGUUUAAUCGUACCACACUGCUGCUCUCCAUGCCGGAUACGUACGCUUUGCGUGAUCUGAUACUGGAGUACCAUAAUAAGUUUCGCAAUAGAGUGGCCAGCGGCCUCUUGAUUGCUGCUAAUAACCAAACCUUUCCGCCGGCAAGCCGCAUGCGUGAACUCAUCUGGGAUAUGGAACUGGCGUAUACGGCCCGCAUACAUGCCAAGACGGUGUCUUUUAAGCACUCACUAUGCCGUUCCGUACAGCGGUUUCGGAAUGUCGGUGAAAACUUAAGCAUGACCUUCAGCACGGGUAAACUCAGUACAAUUGCUGACCUGUUGGAUGCUACCUUAUUGGGCAUGUUUAACGAAUAUCUAUUGAUUGAUGAUCCUGCUAGCGUUCCCAAUGACCUGGACUUUAUCACUUUUACGACCGUUGGGCACUUUUUGCUGAUAGCGAAUGAAAGAGUUUCCAGAGUGGGUUGCUCCAUCGCAAUAGGAACAAAGUGUAUGAAGAUAGCAAGUUAUUGCUACUUUUUGACCUGCCAUUACGACUUCAACAAUAGGCUCGAUUCUUAUAUAUAUAAGAACGGGGAGCCAGUCAGCGAGUGUGAAUUAUAUGAUGCCUCCGCCAGUUCCAGCUAUCGGUAUCUAUGCAGUAAUACCGGACGUAUCUUUCCCAGCAAUCAUGGCGAUGAUAGUUGAAGCCAAAUGGAGUUUUAGCACUUCAUAUUGGAUGCGUGUAUUUUGUCUGUCAUCUAUCCAAAUCAGAGUAUUACAAUCUCAAUUGCUCAAGCGGGUGGAAUUCCUCGAAAUUUGUAUUUUUACCUGUAAAGUGCACAGAGCUGAAAGGAUCGAAUCAAGCGCUGCAAGUAAUGAAUAGAAG
Molecule: messenger RNA, 1087 nt
Organism: Drosophila hydei
Lineage: Eukaryota; Metazoa; Arthropoda; Insecta; Diptera; Drosophilidae
Product: venom allergen 3-like
Exons: 7
Coding region: 73-906 (277 amino acids)
Source: RefSeq, a predicted model, not a curated record